GUUCUUUUUUCUUUUUAUUUUUUUAUGGAAAGAAACCACAAAAUAGAGUAUUUACACAUUCAAUUUGAAAGAACUGCAAUAAUAUUUGAACCCAAACUUAGUAACAUUUCUAGGAAAAUCUGACCUUCAAGUGAAAGACUUUAAAUUAUAGAUACUUUUUUUAGCUAAACAAUCUAUUAUUCUAUUUGUUUUUCUAUAAAUAUGCCAAUAAAUACAAACAUUAAGAUCUUGAGUUAUUUCCACAUAUCUUCCAUUAACAACAUAAUGGAACUAGGAAUGCUACUUUUUUUAUUUUAAUUAUCUAUCACUACUGUUGAGUCACCUUCAAUCUUUAAAUUUAAGAACCCAGUUACUAACACACCAUCUCUAAAAGUUAACAUAUUGACGUAUUGCCCAUAUGCUUAUUUAUAGUCAUUUUUAUUAUACCAUUAGAAUCUCUAAUAAGCCAUCUUAAUGCACCUCUAUUCUCUGCCUUGAGCCAUCCUUGUUUUCAAUUUUAGGUCUUUCUGCCUUGCAUGAUCAUUUUUCUCUUUUUAUUUUAGGGUGUGUUUGGUGCCUGAAAAUACAGUACCAUAUCCAGAAAAAUAAUCUAAACCCUCGUACAAAUGGGUUUUGGUUUUAUUCUUUUUUCUGAUUCUAAACAAGGAUUUACUUCAGCAUUGUAAACAUGUUUUUUUUUUUUUAAGUAAUAAAGCCUUGAAUUUGGCCCAUAUGCUAGGGCUAUGGGCUCUAACCCAGUAUGAGCGUUUAUUAUUAUUAUUAUUUUUUUAAUUUUGGGUGAACUAAAGAUGGAAAUUAGAAUAGCACGAUAGAUAUAGAAAAUUUUAAAUUCUGUCAAACAAAGACAACUUUCAUGAAGUGAGAAAUAGAAUAAAAAAGCGUUUUUUGAUAAUUUAUUUUUAAUAACAAUUUUCAAAAGCUCUAAAUGUCUAAAUGAUCCCGAGAGUUGGGGAUCGCUGGAUUUAUUGAAUUUUCAAAAAAAGGGCAUACCCUCGUUGAUUCCAAACGAGGAGAAAUGAAGGAGGGAAUGGCAGGAUUGAGAUAUGAGGAAAACAAGAAGGUCAUAUAGUAGGAGUAGCAUUCCAAGGUGCCAACAACUGCGAGUCCCUCCCUCCACUGGGCCGUUAAAUUUUAGAACUGCUAUGACGCGCGUUACAAGUUACAACAGCUGCCCACACUUACGCUUCAUCUAGACAGUGCUGUCACCCAGCCUCCCCACCCCUACGCGCCACGUCCUCACCCCGCUUCCGUCACCAAACGCACCACUCCCGUACCGUCACCCUCAUUUCACCUUCGUAUUUGUAUUAGCUCUCCUCAUUGGCUCUCCACCGUCCGAUCAGAUGACUAGUGUGAAAGCUAUCGCUGGUGUUUGUCGUGUUGCGUGUUGAUUUCUUUUGUAACCGUCGUCGUUCUAUAAAUGAAGGCUCUCAGUGAAGCAUCUUUCCUCUCUCAUCUGCAUUUAUGGAGUGCUUCUCUUUGGCGUAGUUGCUACUUGCUAGGUGUUUAAUUGCUUUCUUUUUUCAAGAUGUGUGGAGGUGCAAUUAUAUCCGGCUUCAUCGCCGCAAAGCGUGGCCGGAAACUCACCAAGGAGGACCUCUGGUCGGAGCUCGAUACCAUCUCGGACCUCCUCGGUUUGGAUUCUGCUAACGGCGGUGAUGAUUUCAACCCGUCUGAAAAUAGGGUUGCUCCAAAGCCAAAGCAAGUGAGCAAAGGGACGAACGAGAAUACCCAGAAAGCGAUUCGGGUGGAGGAAAAGAAGAGUACCACCACUCCGAGGAUUCGGAAGAACGUGUACAGAGGAAUCCGGCAGCGGCCUUGGGGAAAAUGGGCGGCGGAGAUUCGGGACCCGCACAAGGGUGUGAGAGUGUGGCUCGGCACCUACAACACCGCCGAGGAAGCCGCCAGAGCCUACGACGAAGCCGCCAAGAGAAUCAGAGGCGACAAGGCCAAGCUCAACUUCGCUGAUCCCUCCUCUCCCCACUUCCCUCCGCCCAUCCCACUGCCGCCAUCCAAAAGACGAUGCGUUGUUCCAGACCCCACAGCACAGUCAAGUUAUCAGCCGACCGUACCACCACCACCAUUAAUGACCUAUCCUGCUCCGUACGAGAACGAAGCAGCGAGCGAGUUGGAGUUUAAGGAGCAAAUCUCGAGCUUGGAAUCGCUCCUGGGUUUGGAGCCGGAACAGGCCGCCACUCAGUUGAACGAAAUCACCGAGUCAGACUCGGUCGACCUCUGGAUGCUGGAGGACCUUGCUUCCACUCACCCUCACCACCAUCGUCAGCAUGUAUGCAGCGCUGCGUUUUGAUGCACCACUCUGUAAUGGUUCCAGUGCAUCGCAGAUACAGUAAUAAAUGCAUGUGGUUGCAUGCAUCGCCGUCGGUUGUCGUCAUCUGCGUUUGCUUUAAGACCCUUGGAUUUUACGGCGUUUGUCGGUGCAUGUAUCUACUGCUUUUUUUCUGUUAAUUUCCUUCCUAGUCCUUCCUUCUUCUUCUGCUAUAAUUAGACUGCUCAUUAUAUUAUAUGGGUAAUAAUGUAAAAACGUCUUUGCUAAA
Molecule: messenger RNA, 2552 nt
Organism: Vitis vinifera (wine grape)
Lineage: Eukaryota; Viridiplantae; Streptophyta; Magnoliopsida; Vitales; Vitaceae
Product: ethylene-responsive transcription factor RAP2-3
Exons: 2
Coding region: 1526-2305 (259 amino acids)
Biological process (GO): regulation of DNA-templated transcription; ethylene-activated signaling pathway
Molecular function (GO): DNA binding; DNA-binding transcription factor activity
Source: RefSeq, a predicted model, not a curated record